AUGGCUUGCCAUGUACGAGAUGAAGAUGUUACCAGAAGAUGGUUUACACCAGCUAUGCUGUUAGAACAACUGCCCCAUUUGAAAACAGUAAUAGACCUCACCAACACCAACCGAUAUUACAAUAGCGAAGAAGAAUUCAGGACAAAGGGCAUCGACCACGUUAAAAUCCUGGUUGACGGCAAGGGUAAAAUUCCGCCCAAAUGGCAGAUUCAGAGAUUUUUUGACGCCAUGGACACCCACAUGAACAAGUAUGCGGACAUCACUGAUUCUUUAAUUGGAGUUCACUGUACGCAUGGCUUAAAUAGAACCGGCUACUUUAUUUGUCGUUGGAUGGUCGAACGUUUAAGGAUGAAUCCCGAUGAGGCUAUUCAACGCUUUAAUCAGGCUAGAGGCCACAAUAUCGAACGAGAACCUUUGCUGAACCACAUACGAUCAGAAUAUCUACUAUCAUUUCCGCCCACCAGGCAACCUCCUCCUCAAUUUCGAAGCAACAGGUAUUAUUCUCCUCUUGAUAGCGCUGAAUAUGAUGAAGUUCCAAACGGAAGCAGAUUUAGUCGUCCUAGAGACCAUAGAGGAUACAAUGAUACAAAAUAUGGAAAUAAUAAUAGAGCACAUCGUAGAAGAGGAGGCCGUAAUGAUGGAAAUAAAUCCGAUGAUAACACGAACUGGAGUCUCCGUGAUGAUGAUCAAAAUCAAGUCAGGCACUUCAAGAACUUUCAUAGGCAAAAUCGUAAGUAGAUCAAAUAAUAGAAACUGAACUGGGUUCUUAUUCUUGAAACAGGGGAGCAGCGUUCCCGGGAGAACGAGUGUCCCGUCUUUCUCAAUGAUAUGCAAAUGAUAAUAUGAG
Ceutorhynchus assimilis (cabbage seed weevil) is the source of this 847-nucleotide messenger RNA. NCBI's taxonomy places the organism in Eukaryota, Metazoa, Arthropoda, Insecta, Coleoptera, Curculionidae. The record is from the annotation of a GenBank genome assembly.